GUAUGGUGAAUUCUUCUUGUGGUUGCUUUAAAUAAAUAGAUAGCAGAGUGUUAUCCUUGGCAUGAAUCUGCACGUUUUCAAGUUGCUUUUUACAGUAAAAAUACUUCGCAGUUAGCGACACGCUCACCAGAAAGCCUUCCACAAUAUCAGAUCUUCAUGACACCACAAAAGGAGAUAUGUUUAAAGAUUAGAUACACAACUCUAUUAUUAUUGAUGGCCUGUUGUGCAUCAGGAGCUGUUGGAAACCAGAUUGUCCAAGAGGAUCAUGUAGUCAAACAUAACCAUGAACAUAAUGCAAAUAUGUUCCUUGGCUCUGAGGACAAAGAUGAAAUACAGAAACUAAGUCCAUCUGAGCAGCGGAAGCGACUGGUGGAGAUAGUGAAGAAGAUUGACACCAACUCUGAUAAAUACCUGACUCCAGAGGAAAUCACAUUAUGGAUACAGAGGGUAUACAGGAGAUAUGCGCUGGAUGAUGCUGAGGAACGCUUCCCUGAGUUUGACUCCAACAAUGAUGGUCUGGUAUCUUGGGAUGAAUACAAUAUGGUCAUGCAUGGUCAUACUGUGGAAGUGGAUGCAGAUGCUGUUCUUGACGACCCAGAGGAGGAGUCUCUCAGAUUUCUCCAUGCAAAGGAAAAAAGACGUUUUGAUUUUGCUGAUAUGGAUGGCUCAGCUGGCCUGAACUUAACAGAGUUCCUUGCAUUUACUCAUCCAUCUGAGGUGGACCACAUGGCUGACUUUGCUAUUGAAGAUGUGCUUACUGAAUAUGACUUGGAUAAAGAUGGAUUCAUCAGCUUGAGUGAAUUCAUUGGAGAUCUCCGAGCAAAUGAGCAGGACAAGCCCUCGCAGUGGGAGGUUGAGGAAACGGUGCGCUUUAAAGAUCUCUAUGACCAGGAUAAGGAUGGAAAACUCAACAGGGAUGAACAGCUCCGCUGGGUCGCUCCGAACAGCUAUGGGUCGGCACGAGAAGAAGCUAUUCAUCUAAUCAAGGAAAUGGAUCAAGAUGGAGAUGAAAGGCUCUCGGAAGCAGAGAUUUUAAAAAACCAAGACACUUUCAUGAACAGUGAAGUGACAGAUUAUGGCAGACAGCUCCAUGUGCCGCAUGAUGAACUGUAAUAGUUUUAUAAAUACUUCUUAUGGUGCCACAAAAAAAGACUACUUGAGUUUUUACGCAUCAAUUUUUAUUAGAUAACAUGUAGCUAGUACCAAUGAAUAAAAAUUUUUUUUGUCACGA
Megalobrama amblycephala (Wuchang bream) is the source of this 1231-nucleotide messenger RNA. RefSeq names its product reticulocalbin 2 (gene rcn2). The transcript is spliced from 8 exons. Gene Ontology annotation, cellular component: endoplasmic reticulum. Lineage: Eukaryota; Metazoa; Chordata; Actinopteri; Cypriniformes; Xenocyprididae. Gene Ontology annotation, molecular function: calcium ion binding. The coding region runs from base 157 to 1113 and encodes 318 amino acids. The record is from RefSeq and is a predicted model, not a curated record.